This is a messenger RNA of Thlaspi arvense, 285 nucleotides long. NCBI's taxonomy places the organism in Eukaryota, Viridiplantae, Streptophyta, Magnoliopsida, Brassicales, Brassicaceae. The record is from the annotation of a GenBank genome assembly.
AUGGCUUUUAUGGACAAACAGCAAUGGGAAGAAGCCAUUACUACAGCCUUGCAAUCUUCUGGAACCUUAGCCUCUAUGUCAACAGCAAAUACCCUUGCGAUUAUUGACAUUGUUGACGAACGCUCAGCCUAUUACUGUCUUGUUGAUGCGUCUUGGAUCCCACUUCUCAGUGAGCAGGUAUUGAAUGGUCCUUAUUCAGCAAAGAAGGUGUCCAACUGCUACAUGGAAGUGCUUCUAUAUCCCCAACUCAAACAGUGCUUGAAGCAGAAGCGAUGGACUUGUUAA